UUUUGCUGAAAACGCAUCUUCUAAUACCCCAAUUUGAUAGCAUUCUCAGUGUGAACAGAUGUGAAGUGCUACCCUGCUCUUUAAGAAACCUGAAAUUUGACCGUGGUCUCCCAAAGGAGGAGAUACUUGGAAAGCGCCAGAUCCUCGUCCCUGACACUUACGCAAGUACAAAUUGCAGUCUGCAAAAAGACUCUUCCCAGGGCGAUGCUGUGGGGACAUCUCCCUCCGUGCAGUUACGAAGGUCGCUUGACCCUGGGGACUUCCCACGCCGUUCCCCACCCGGCAGCAAGCUCCGUCUGAGCGUGGGCUCGCCCUUCCGCUCCCUCCCGCUGCAGCGGAGCCUAGUCAAAGUUGCUGCUCGCCCAUCGCAGCGCUCCGUGCAGGAGCCGCGGGUGUCCCCCCGGCACGACGCAGCUCCGCCGCCGCGGGGCUGCCAGCGCCGCCCGCUCCGCACUCGCACCGGGUGAUCCCUUGCCGGGACGGAGCCGCAGCGAGGCGAAAGGCGGCGGCCCCAAGCAGCCGGUGCGGUGAGUAUAACCGAGACGGCCCGUCCCGCCGAGGGGGAAACUGAGGCAGGCGGCGGGGGGCGGACGGAGAUGCCCCUGCCAGCGACCGAUCGCCCUGCGGCAGACGGCGCCGGCUGCCAGGGGUCCCGCGACCCCGUCCUGGGGCGUCCUGCCGGCAGGAGCGGCCGGGCCGGGCCCUUCCUCCAGGCGGAGCCGCGGCGGCCGGGGUUGUGCUGCUGAUGGGGAACGCGGUGGCAGGGGACGGCCCGCGGACGCUGCAGGCCCUCACCGGGUGCCUGCUGGGCGCCCUGGUGCUGAGCACGCUAGUGGGCAAUGCACUAGUCUGCCUGGCCGUCCUCCGCUUCCGCCACCUGCGCACCAAGGUCACCAACUGGUUCGUGCUGUCACUGGCCAUCUCGGACCUCUGUGUGGCCCUCCUCGUGAUGCCCUGGAGGGCAGUCACUGAGGUGGCUGGUGGCAUCUGGAUCUUCGGCAGCCACUUUUGUGACACCUGGGUGGCCUUCGACAUCAUGUGCUCCACUGCCUCCAUCCUCCACCUCUGCAUCAUCAGCUUGGACCGGUACUGGGCCAUCGCCAGCCCCUUUCGCUAUGAGCGCAGGAUGACACAGCGCCUUGCCUGCACCAUGAUAGCUGUGGCCUGGGUGCUCUCCAUACUCAUCUCCUUCGUCCCAGUGCAGCUGCACUGGCAUAAAGCCAAGGAUAUGAGAUACCCAGGCUCCUGGCUGCCUGGGACACCCCGCUGUGAUGUCAGCCUGAACCGCACUUACGCCAUCACCUCCUCCCUUAUUAGCUUCUACAUCCCUGUAGCCAUCAUGAUCAUCACCUAUACCAGGAUCUACCGAAUUGCCCAGGCCCAGAUCCGCCGCAUCUCCACCCUCGAGAGGGCAGGGGGGCAGUGGCCAGCUCACAGCAAGGAGCCUACCUCCUCUUUGCGGAGUUCCCUGCGCAAGGAGACCAAGGUGCUGCAGACCCUCUCUAUCAUAAUGGGAGUCUUUGUUUGCUGCUGGCUGCCAUUCUUCCUACUCAACUGUCUGCUGCCUUUCUGCCAGCGCGAGCUGGAGAGCAACCAUGAAGGACAGUCACCCUGCAUUGACCAGACUACCUUCAACAUCUUUGUGUGGUUUGGCUGGGCCAACUCCUCAGUGAACCCAGUUAUCUAUGCUUUCAAUGCAGAUUUCAGGCGGGCUUUCAGCAACCUGCUGGGCUGCAAAUGCUUCUGCUGUGGCACACCCAGAUCCAGUGUGGAGAGGGUCAACUUCAGCAAUGAGCUCGUUUCCUAUCACCAUGACACCACCUGCCAGAAGGAAGGGGCUGCCUCAUCAUCCGCACCCCGCCCUGCCAUCACUGCCUGGGUGCAGCCCAUACCCCACACCGUAAGCCUGCAGGGAGAGGACAGCAGCGAGGAGAUGUCUAUGGAGAAGAGGCCUGUGACUUCUCAGACACAGGCUGCCCCUGGCAGCAGCCCCAAGAGCCAUCAGACACCAGCCAUUUUGCAGUUUGAUUGCAAGGCAGAAACUACUAGCCCCUGUACAGGGCUUGGUCAGUGUGUGGAACCCGAUCACCCUGUUCCAGAGGGAUAAGAGUUUGUGCAUUUGUCACACACACAGCCAUCCCAUGGGGGGAGUUCACUCUGCUUGCACAUGAGAUACACCUGUCCCCCAGCAAACAAAGUCCCCCUCUGGGAUGGGGACCUGCAGCUCUUACCCCAGAGGGGCGAUAGGUGUAUGAAGUCCACCCCAAAAUCAUGCAGCAACUGUAUAUUAACCUCUUUCCACAGCCAUCUUCACUUCUUACUCUCUUUCAGAGUCAGCAGACAUUUCCCACGCAUUUGUACACCUUCACAAAAUCAAAUUUGUGAUAUUUAUUAAGAAUAUCAAGAUAAUGAGAUCAAAACAAAAACAUGUAGUUUGCAACUCUGUAAUAUAAUCUUACAUAGAUAAGUUCAUCUUAGAUUUAGCUUACUUGCUAAAACACAGUUUCCAACUCCUCCUGGUUUCACAUCAUACAUGCGCAUAAUUCUGGUCUUAAAGGUUGUGUUUGGUUUUACUUCUGUGUUUAUUUCAAAGCUGCCUAUCUGGAUUUACAUGUCUGAAUCUGUGUUUAGGCUCUUAAAAAUUGCUCUAUUAAAACAUCACUAUCUUAGGUUCAGUCAAAAGACCGCUCAGAACCCUGGAAAAUUAUAUUGCUUUUAUGUAGGAUGCCAGACAAUUUCAGGUGCCAAAUUUUGGUAUCCAGGUUUAAUGAUACUGAGCUAGGAUCUUCCUCAUCCUCAAGUGUUAGAAAAUGUAGCAUUGUAUUGAGCUGAAGUUACAGCAGGAUGGUGUUUGAGAACUAACGCUACAACUCCAGUGAGAUUUAAGCUGCUCUCAGCUGAAACAGCUGCAAUCCUUCAUUCUCUUAGUUCAGACAAGCAAUCCUUCCAGAAAGCAAGUUGGUCCGUAAAAUAAAAAGUGGUCAGAUCAUCUGUCUGAACCCAUUUCAGUCCUUGUAAGCAUAAACAACAGCAAAAGGCAGAGCAAAUGGGUGUUGGAUGGCUUGCAGGAGAGAAAAUACCAUGUGUAACUAAUCUGCUCUUCAUGGCCAAAACUGGCAGGACCAGAGGUCAUGUACUUAACUGUAAGGAAGACCCCAGAAGAACUUUCUAAGAAUAAGUAUAAUGAAGCACUGGAGUAGAUUGCCUAGGGAGGUUAUGACAUCUCUCAGUAAAAGUCUUGAAGAUGAGAUUGCUAAAUGUCUGUCUGAAAGCACACUCACAUCAUUAACCCUGUCUUAGGGCAGAGGCAUAGUGUAAUGGUCUCUUGAGAUCUUUUCUAGUCCUGCUUCACUACGACAGCAGGACUCCUUAAAAAUUCAGCUUAAGGUGUUUGAUUUUUUUUUUUUUGAGAAAUUUUCUUGAAGGCAGAAAAGCAUACAGUUAAGAACUUUGAGACACCACUGUUAUAACUCCCUUAUCUUAGUGAUUUUGCAUUUUAAUUAGCAUUUAAAAACUAUCAUUCAGCAUACCUGGUGCCUCAUCUAGAGAGAAAACCUGAAAUAAACCUAGUAUUUCCUUGAAAAAUAUACAAAAUAUGUGAGUUUUAUUUUGAUUUCCCUUAAUUAUUUUCUAGGUGAUUGUACGUGAACUGUACAUAGAUUCAGAUGCUAAAGGGUCAAUCAGUUUCUGAGAGAAUUUUCCUUGCUACAUCUCUUACUUCCUACAUAAAGCAGAAACACCUGUUGUAAGAGUAUCAGCAUCUUUUAUCUCGUCCAAAAAAAUGAAAUUAUAUCUUAGGGUUCUAAGAGACUUCUCAUCCCACCCCCUCCACACUAAAACUCAUCCUGGGGAUAUUACUGACACACCUGAUAAGAUGCUAUGCUGAAGUGGGACUCCCUCACUGCCUGUUACGCUUCUGUUUCUGUUGCAAUAGCUUCAGCUGAUUCCAUCCCUCAGAGAGUUAACUCUCACUGCCCACACACAUCUUCCUUCUCUUGGGCAGACAGUCUUCUGGCAGUCAAGGCCACACAUUAAAUUAUUAUGCACAGGAGGUUUGUGUUUGGUGGGGAUUUUGUUUCUUUGUUUUUUUGGUGUGUGUGGACAGCCCCAUUAUUAGUGAUAAAAGCUGAAAAUUGAUGUAAGGUAAAGAUUUACCUUCACACCAGGUUUGCUCUGCCUAUGGGAGCCAUCUCACCCAGAUAGUAGUCUGGACUUAAUACACAGAGUGAUGAAAACAGUGUAUGACAGAGUAGGUGGCAGAAGUUAAGCCAUGAAUAUAUUUGAAUAAUGUUUUAUCUUAAGAAUAAUCAGAAAUGCAUGGUAACUUUGAUUUAUGGAACUGCUUGGGUUAAGAAUGCAAAAACCUAUUUGUGUCAGUGCUUGUGGCUGUAGUUAAAUAAGUUUCAUUAAUAGGUCAGAUUGUACCUGAAAAUAAAUGGAUAUUUACCUGAAGAAAAAAACAUGGUCUUUACUGAAGCUUUUUUAAAGGGACAGUUUAAAAUUGCUCUUUGAAAGUGAUGCAGAAAAUAAUUGUUUGUACCUAAUUGAUAAAGGUCACUAAUGAUGUACAGAUGGUACACAUUACAAUAGUCUACAGCUGUAACGUCCACUGUAGUUAAAUGCAGUGUAGUGUUCAAGGCAGCAACAAAUUUCACUCAUUUUAAGUGGCAUAUUACUCAAAAUACUUCGUAUUAAAGCUACACUGCAUCACCCUUCAGACUACGUGUUCUGCUGUUGCCAAUUUAAUAACACAAAUAUUGAUGCUGUGUGUAUUUUUGUUUUCCUAGACUGGGAAGGAUCCUGAAUGUUAAGCAUUCUGCAGGUCACACAGUUCUGUGAACAGUAAAUGAACAAGACUUACUUUCCCAAUAUUUUUUUCCAGUGAUUAAAUGUGGUCUCUAAUUGAUAUUUUUCUUAUGUCAGGGUAAGAAGCUGUGUUAAAUUAGACAGAAUUCAAUUAGAAUUGUUAGGUUUGAGUCUGGUGAGAUAAUUAAAAUUAUUACAAAAAAUUAUUAGAAAAAGCCAAAGGUUUACUUCAGCAGAAAUUAAAAGGCAAAAUUAUUUCCUGUUUACACAUUUGCAGUGACCCAAAAGAAGCACCUUCCAAAGCAGAAUCUUGGCAGUACUUAGUUGGACAAAGUGAGUCAAAAAUAAUUAAGGUAUUAUUUCAGAGACAUCUAUGGCUAUUCCUCAAACACCCGUCUUGUAACUCAGAUGAUCAGAUCUACAUACUACUUUAUGUAUUCACCACAAUGUGUGUCAGAUACUUUACUGACUAAAAGCAGUUCACUUCCAUGCCUAGUGGUUCCACAUUUACAAUGGCCUAAAAAAUAGUUUUUAAAUAGCCUUGGUAUCCAAACAGUCCAACCACACAGAUACCUUUUCUAAACACUCUUGUUAACCAGUGCCUGAACGUCCAAAUCAAAACAUGUCCCAGUUCAGCAAAAUAGAGCUUUACAACGUACACCAAAUGCCUUCUCUGUUCAGUCAAAUAAUACCCAUUUCCUUGUGUCAGUCUACGAAGUUCUCAACCAGCUACACUUCCCAAGAGCUCUUAUUUCUGUUAAACAACUGAAAUGAAUACAAACUUUUUGUGGUCAGCUAAAAACUUAGUAGCCUAGCCAACAAGGCAGCCCUUCUCACUAUUACAUUGCACAUGAGAAAUAGGGAUAAUGUCUCUGUAGCCUCCUUGGGUGGAUGUAGAGAUGCUUAUCCAGCUGGGAGCUUUUCCUUCCUGCCCGCUUUCUCUGAAAUUGUUCAUUGAGUUUAAAAGUUAAACACGGGGGUAAACAGAGACAGAUAUGUGGAUGCACAUGUACGUACCUUCAUAGACAACUGUGCUAAAAGAUGAUCAGCAUUCUUCAAGGAAAAGGAGAUCUAAGCUUCAAGGGAGAGCUCUCUCGAGCUGAAGAUAUGGCAGGGUGAGGACAAGAACUCCCUCCUCAUGAAAGACCAAGGCUGGUUCCCGCAACCAUGUGUGGCAGAGAUGCCAAGUCACAUUUCCAUAACCAGCCACCAGAGCGUUGGUUCUAAGACCAACUGUAGUGCCACCAGCUACAGCACCUUUGUGGCAGGAUGUAACAGUCAGACAGCAAAGAUGUAUUUGAACAUUGCAUUGAUGCAAAGUUUCAGCUUGUUUCCUAAGCAAUAUUUUAAAAAUAUUAAUUACAACACACAGGCGUUCUUGACAUUAAGCUUACGUUAUUAUAUUCUGAUGUUUAUUGCUUAUUGUUUGCCUGUCACUUAUGUAUUUAUUUUGCAUUACACAUAGACUUUCAGGAGAUCACUGUUGACUUUAGGAAGCUUGUUACAGCUACAGCACUGCCUCUAUUCAUAUCAGUUUCAGGAACGAGAAGGGACUGAAAAAGCACGUCACUUGGCAUGAGAAAACAUAAAGCCCUGGGACAGUUCUACAAUUCAAACCAUAACAGCAGAAAAACAUAUUCUCAAAGGAACUUCCCAUUAGCAAAAUCUAAAUAAGCAAAACCUAAAAAGAUGAGAUUUCCUCCCAGCCUCCUCCUCCCUUCAGAUUAAAAGGCUACCCAUAUAUCCAAUCUCCAGGGAGAGUCUUCCAACUUCCUUCUCCUUCACAAAUGCACACAGGCAUGCAGAUACUGCAGAGGGAAAGGGUUUCUUUCCCCUCUUCCAGCUCUAGCUUGUCCCCUGCUUCCCACAAGCCGCUGCCCUGUCUUUGAAUAACAAGCAAAGCAGAAAAAGAAAAAAAGAAAAUAAAAAGGAAAUGUGGUCACCACCACAAUGACAAAUGACUCCACUUUCCAGGGUCUAAGCAGCCAUUUAUGAGGACAAAACCCAGUACAGUCAUAUGGGUAUUCAGCUUUGUAUUUGCACAAGCUUUUGGAUUCCUCCACUUGGAUGUUUUCAGGAAAGGCACUUCAUAAAAGGCCAUGAAAAUUAUUUUAGCCUUUAUAUAUCACAAAAUAUAUUACCAAGGCAUCAAAGGAGAUUAUAUUUUUCCAACAUUAGUCUUCCCCCCUCAUAAUUUUAUUUCUUGCUAAAUUGUAUUUCAUUUUGCUGAGCUGAAUAUAGACUAAGUAUCAUUGUGUUUGUCCUUAGAAAGUCCAAAUAUAUGUACAGAUGGAAAAUUAAAUAUUUCUAAAGAUUUAGCAACUAUUAUAUAAAGCUGCUAUGAUAAAGCUAAAAAUAUUAAAUUUCAUCCAGAAGUCUAUAGUUAGGUAUAACUUUAACAAAUGCUAAAUUCAGUGGAAAUACCAAUGUAAAGGAAGCCUCAGUUGUAUAUAACUUUUUCUUAUUCUUCUAAUAAUAAGAUGAUGCCUUAGCAUUUUGGUAAACUUUAAUUUCAGUGAGAAACAGCUGACCUAGGUAGCAAAAAGAGAAAUCUAUUAUAAAACCCAGUUGCCAUAAGCAUCUGUUGUUUCGCUUGUGCCAAAAUUGUGCCUCUUGUGUUGGAUUUCAGAUGAUGCACCUACAUACAUCAUAUUAAGUGUAUUUCCAUCAGUUGAAUAUUUCUCAGUAAAAAUUAUUUUGUGAAAAAUUCUAUUCUU
Messenger RNA from Columba livia (rock pigeon), 7523 nucleotides. RefSeq names its product D(1)-like dopamine receptor. Gene Ontology annotation, molecular function: G protein-coupled receptor activity. Gene Ontology annotation, biological process: adenylate cyclase-activating adrenergic receptor signaling pathway. NCBI's taxonomy places the organism in Eukaryota, Metazoa, Chordata, Aves, Columbiformes, Columbidae. The transcript has a single exon. The record is from RefSeq and is a predicted model, not a curated record. Gene Ontology annotation, cellular component: plasma membrane. Bases 746 to 2107 code for a protein of 453 amino acids.